CCAGAAAAUGUCGGGCCGUAUACCACACUGCUCCCCCACCAAAGCUUCUGUUUGCUGCCUCGCCAUUACCGACUUGAUCGCUCCGGCGGCUGCUGUCCUCAAUUGGUAGCCAGUGCAGUGGCAAAUCUCCGGUUUGCGGCAAGGCCACGAGCCCCCCCGGCGUUAGCGGAAUUGAGAAUUGGGAAGACGUCUACCUCGGACUGUGCAUCACCUGAUUCCAGCUAUCCCCGAGUCCCUACUCCGUUACUGGCUGAGAUCCCCGCAAGCUACCCGCGAGGUGCCUUAAAAAAAACCGUGGAAGGUACAAUAGCCAAAAACCAUGAGACACCAUGGCACAGCAUGCGAGAGCGCACAUAUGCGUCACAUUGCGAGCGGAUCCGCCCUCGAAGUCCCGCACCGUUCCCAACCAGUAUGCGCCGAGGUCGAGGCCGACGCCCUCACUGGGCAUAUUGGGAUCGGAUCUGCAACAGACCAUGUUCGCCAGCUUGCUCCGCGGAAGAAGCGCACUGUCUUCAUCUGGAAUUGCUGUGCGUGCAUGUAUGGUGGCAUGAAAGUCAGCGUUGGUUCCUGCCCAGGAUGCGGAACACCACGCUGCUCUUAUUGCAGGGUGGAAAAAAUCGUGGUCAAGGAAUAAUGCUUGCAUCCCUGGCUCAACUCAGUGAGCCAACUGGCAUCAUAUCCGCUCACAGGAGGAGUAGAGCCACGGGGUUGGCCUCGACCACGAACCUGACGAGGACAAUCCGCACUCGUACGAGCCCUACCACCAACGGCAGUUCAAUACCGCCGGCCUCCACCCCCUACCAGACCUCGGCGCACUCCCUUUCCUCCAGCACGCCACCAUCGCGUUCGACUAUCUCCAUCCACGCACACGUUUACCUUGCACUAUCAGACGUGAGAAUGGAGUAUGUAGCACGCUACUUCUUUUCUCCACUUGUCUCGCCAUUUCCUGUGACCCAAGCUGUUCUGCUAGGGUGUAGUCUGCACUCAACACAUAUAUCCCACCAACAGAUCAUCAUCAUAGCUCAGUUAAGACACUCUAUUUUAAAACUUCGAGGACGAUCGUUUUAUCUACGUUGUCAACUGCGAAACUUCGAUAUUAUCAUUCGAUCGACCUAUGAAUUUAUCCUUCUUGGUGCUCUAUGUCUGCGUUGUACAACUCCGGUUGAAGGAGAUCUUUUAUGCCGUCUCUAAUUCGCUCCCAAUUCAUCAGCGCGCCGAUAGCUGACCACACCAAGACCAUGAAUACCAAUACUAGGAUGACGAAAGAACUACUGUUUGGUCGGAAGGGUGGAGGAAUGGCUUUUUCCUGCAUCGAUAAUACUGCAGCUGCAAGUGCAAUAGGGGUGAAUAUCUGGGGAAACAAUGAGUCUUUGUACACUGAAUAUUUUGUUGUUCGAAUGAGUGUUACUUACAAAUAACAUGACAAAAGCC
Molecule: messenger RNA, 1431 nt
Organism: Ilyonectria robusta
Lineage: Eukaryota; Fungi; Ascomycota; Sordariomycetes; Hypocreales; Nectriaceae
Exons: 3
Coding region: 340-1191 (283 amino acids)
Source: RefSeq, a predicted model, not a curated record